UUCCAGGAGAACCGCCCGCCGCUCGUGCUGCUAGGCCACUCCCGGGGAGCGCGAGACUACACUGUUUCAGGCGCUUUGCUUGGCUCUCUCAGUGUUUAUGCGAAUGUGCUCACUGCUCUCUCGUGGAGUGUGUGUGCGUUUUCACCAUUCGCCCGUGCAGGGGGCCACUAUAAAGCAUGUAGUACCUGGAUCACCUCGGGGUCUCGAGAAGUAUUCCCACCGGGAUCAAACGGAAAAACGGAUUAUAUUACCCAUUGUGGAAUAGUAUUAAUGGACGCCUAACAGGGAUAUAACGGGGGACUUUAACGGCCGGAGGGGAGAGAGGGUUUCUCUUCUCGGUAAAUGAUCGGAGAGGAAGCUUCCAUUUUGAGAGAGAAUCAUGGCGAGCGACUCCCCUGCCCGGAGCCUGGAUGAGAUAGACCUGUCAGCGCUACGGGACCCUGCUGGUAUAUUUGAGCUAGUGGAGUUGGUGGGAAAUGGAACCUACGGGCAGGUCUACAAGGGUCGGCAUGUCAAAACAGGCCAGCUUGCGGCGAUCAAAGUUAUGGACGUCACUGGCGAUGAGGAAGAGGAGAUUAAAGCAGAGAUCAACAUGUUGAAGAAAUACAGCCACCAUCGUAACAUUGCUACCUACUACGGUGCCUUCGUCAAGAAGAACCCACCUGGUAUCGACGACCAGCUAUGGUUGGUGAUGGAGUUCUGUGGGGCGGGCUCGGUGACAGAUCUGAUUAAGAACACCAAGGGGAACUCUCUGAAGGAGGAGUGGACUGCCUACAUCUGCAGAGAGAUCCUCAGGGGUCUGACCCAUCUCCACCAACACAAGGUCAUCCACAGAGACAUCAAGGGUCAGAACGUCCUGCUGACAGAGAACGCAGAGGUCAAAUUGGUGGACUUCGGUGUGAGUGCUCAGUUGGACCGUACUGUGGGGAGGAGGAACACGUUUAUAGGAACGCCCUAUUGGAUGGCUCCUGAAGUCAUCGCCUGCGACGAAAACCCUGAGGCCACCUACGACUUCAAGAGUGAUCUGUGGUCUCUGGGUAUUACGGCUAUAGAGAUGGCAGAAGGAGCACCGCCACUGUGUGACAUGCACCCAAUGAGGGCUCUCUUCCUGAUCCCCAGGAACCCCGCCCCCAGACUCAAGUCCAAGAAGUGGUCUAAGAAGUUCCAGUCGUUCAUUGAGAGUUGCUUGGUGAAGAGUCAUGGUCAGAGACCCAACACAGAACAGCUGUUGAAGCACCCCUUCAUCAGAGAGCUGCCCAACGAACGACAGAUCCGCAUCCAGCUGAAGGACCACAUCGACAGAACCAAGAAGAAACGCGGAGAGAGGGAUGAGACAGAGUAUGAGUACAGUGGCAGUGAGGAAGAGGAGGAGGAACGGGACAUGGGGGAGCCAAGCUCCAUCAUCAACAUCCCUGGGGAGUCGACGUUGAGGCGGGACUUCCUGCGGCUGCAGCUAGCCAAUAAGGAGCGUUCUGAGGCUCUGAGGAGGCAGCAGUUGGAGCAACAGCAGAAUGAGGAACACAAACGCCUCCUGUUGGCAGAGCGGCAGAAACGCAUAGAGGAGCAGAAAGAACAGAGGAGGAGACUGGAGGAGCAACAGCGUAGGGAACGUGAGAUGAGGAAGCAACAGGAGAGAGAACAAAGGAGACGCUAUGAAGAGAUGGAACAACUACGGAGAGAUGAGGAGAGGAGGCACGCGGAGAGAGAACAGGAGUAUAUCCGUAGGCAGCUGGAGGAGGAGCAAAGACAGCUGGAGAUUCUACAGCAACAACUACUCCAGGAGCAGGCUCUACUGAUGGAGUACAAGCGUAAGCAGAUGGAGGAGCAGCGGCAGGCGGAGCGUCUCCAGAGACAGCUGCAGCAGGAGAGAGCCUACCUGGUGUCCUUACAGCAGCAGCAGCAGGAGCCACGGCCACAAGACACCAAACAGCUGUACCACUACAAAGACACAGCCCCCAAUAACGACAAACCUGCCUGGGCCAAGGAGGUGAUGCGUCGAGCCCAGAGUAACUCCCCUCGUAUUCCUCCCAAGAAGCACCACUCCUUUAACCUGCCUGGAGACGCCAGCCUAUCACACCUCCUCCUGCUCCCUGGUUACAAACCCCGCCCCCGCCCCCCCUCCUACCCUGCCCAAUCAAGUCACUCCAGGGAGAGGCUCCUCCAAACAGAAGGCAAUAAUGUGACUGUUCCGUGUAUACAUGUGUCCUGCGCCUCUGAUCCUGCCCCUGACUCCUCUUAUCCAAUCCUGCAUCAUCCCGAGGCCAGAAGGAGGAGCCCUGAGGGAAGAGUCCAGGAGUCUAGGGGGAGGAGUCCAGGUCGACUGGUAGAAGAGCGUUCCAAGCUAAACAGACAGAGUUCUCCAGCGCUGCAACAUAAAGUGUCCAACCGUAUCUCUGAUCCAUCCCUGCCCCCCCGCUCAGAGUCGUUCAGCAGCGGGGGCAUACAGCAGGCCCGAACACCCCCCAUGCACCGCCCCGUAGAACCACAGAUGGCCCACCUGGUGCAGGUGAAGUCCCAUGGUCUGUCUGGGUCCCAGUCUCUCCACGACCCUGCAGGGGUCACAGGCCUGUCCCCCUCCCCAUCCUCCGGCCGCCCCCCCAUGCCCCGCCAGAACUCUGACCCUACCUCAGACACCCCUCCUUCUAUACCUCUCCCCCGCCUCGCUCCCCCCCUCGACAAACUGGACCGCAGCUCCUGGCUACGAACGGACCUAGACCUACCUCCUAAGGUGCCCCAGAGGACCACGUCUAUCUCUCCAGCCCUGGUCAGGAAGAACUCUCCUGGGAAUGGGCCUGCGGGCCUUGCUCCUAAAGCUGGAGCACACCUGAUACGGGCCAGUAACCCAGACCUGCGGAGGACUGAUGUCCCAAUGGAAACUCCCCUGAAGAGGAAGAGCAGUGGCAGCUCCUCCAGCUCCUCUACCCCUUCCUCCAAGGGGGGCAGCAACGAAAGAGGGGCAAAUCAAGCGGAGGGUUCUGGGCCACCGGCCCAGGAGACCAAAGAAGAAAACAGAGAUGUGACGCUGACACGACCUAGCAGGCCCGCGAGCUAUAAGAGAGCUGUAGAUGAGGACCUGACAGCUCUAGCCAAGGAGCUGAGGGAGCUGCGUCAGGGGGAGGAGCCUAAUCGCCCGCCCGUCAAGGUGACGGACUACUCCUCAUCCAGUGACGAGUCACAGAGUGACGAGGAGGGAGAGGGAGGAAGUAACGACGGCUCUGUGUCUGUCAGCGACACCCCACGCAUCAUGCCGGCUGCGGGGCAGAGUAGUGGUGAGGUGUACGGUGUGAUGGGAGGACAUAAUGAUUCCUUCGGCAACAGUUCCCAAGACAGCACCCUGAUGAUGAGAGAGACCUAUGGGGACAGGAGGCGGAACUCCGCUCUCGCCGACAGCAACGGUUUCCCCCGAAACGCCAAUCUGCCCGAUCUGGUGCAGCAAAGCCCCUCCCCCAUGGUCUCCCCUGGCGAUGGCUCGGGGCGCAGCCACCCCAAAUAUGGCAUGGGCGAUGGGAGUGGCUCCAAGUCCUCCUCCUUCACGCCAUUCGUUGAUCCACGAGUCUACGGAACCUCCCCCACCGAUGAUGAUGAUGAAAACUCUGCCUCUGCUCUCUUUGCAAAUGAGCUGCUGCUUCAGGAGCAGGAGCAGGCCAGACUGAACGAGGCCAGAAAGAUCAGUGUGGUCAACGUGAACCCGACCAACAUACGACCUCAUAGCGACACGCCUGAGAUACGCAAAUAUAAGAAGCGCUUCAACUCUGAGAUACUGUGUGCUGCUCUCUGGGGUGUGAACCUGCUGGUGGGGACAGAGAACGGUCUUAUGUUGCUGGACCGCAGUGGUCAGGGGAAGGUGUAUAACCUGAUCAACCGCCGACGCUUCCAACAGAUGGACGUUCUGGAGGGCCUCAACGUCCUGGUCACCAUAUCUGGGAAGAAGAAUAAGCUGCGUGUGUACUACCUGUCCUGGCUGAGGAACAGGAUAUUACACAACGACCCCGAGGUGGAGAAGAAGCAGGGCUGGGUCACUGUAGGAGAGCUGGAGGGCUGUGUGCACUACAAAGUCGUGAAGUAUGAGAGGAUCAAGUUUCUGGUGAUCGCUCUGAAGAACUCAGUGGAGAUCUACGCCUGGGCACCCAAACCCUACCACAAGUUCAUGGCCUUCAAGUCGUUCACUGACCUACAGCACCGCCCCCAGCUGGUUGACCUGACAGUGGAGGAAGGUCAGAGGUUAAAGGUCAUCUAUGGCUCCAGCGUUGGGUUUCAUGUAAUCGAUGUCGACUCUGGCAACCCGUAUGACAUCUACAUCCCCUCCCACAUUCAGAGUCAGGUGACGCCCCAUGCCAUCGUGGUGUUGCCGCGGACCGACGGAAUGGAGAUGCUGCUGUGUUACGAGGACGAGGGCGUCUACGUCAACACCUACGGACGCAUCACUAAAGACGUGGUGCUGCAGUGGGGAGAGAUGCCUACAUCUGUUGCCUACAUCCACUCCAACCAGAUCAUGGGCUGGGGAGAGAAGGCCAUUGAGAUCCGCUCCGUGGAGACGGGACACCUCGACGGAGUUUUCAUGCACAAGCGAGCUCAGCGACUGAAGUUCCUGUCGGAGAGGAACGACAAGGUGUUUUUCGCCUCUGUGCGUUCUGGCGGCAGCAGCCAAGUCUUCUUCAUGACCCUGAACCGGAGCUCUAUGAUGAACUGGUAACCCUGGCAACCCCUCCUUACAUUCUCCCUCCAUACUGUACAUGCCUAACCAGAGGACAGGAUGGAGGGAUGAAAAGAGAGAACUGAGACAGAUGAGUGAACACAGAGCGGCUGCGGCUCAGUGGAGACGGGAGUAAAAGAAAAACCGUCUUCCAUCCAACUCUCAUCGCCAGCCAGCCAGACGUCUGCAGUACUAACCUCCCUCCACCAGAGGAACUAGAGAGGAGCUCUCCAACAACUCUCCAGAUUACGCUCAGCCAACACUCUCUCUGUGGUGCGUUUAGUUUCUCUCAGGCACCGUCCAAGAUGGCCCAUAUUCCCUAUACAGUGCAAUACUUUUGGCCAGAGUAGGGAAUAGCGUGCCGUUUUGGAUGUAGCCUCAGUGUUUUGUUUUUGGGAGGUGAUGACAAGAGGUGCUGGUGUAGUCUCCCUCAUGGGGUCAGGGGUCAGUGACUGAGGGUGUUGUCAUGACCCCUGACCUGUGUGCGUAUAUACGCGGUGGGGCUGAGUGUAGAUUCUUGACUGCAGGAUCACUUGAAAAAAUACAAAUAUUGAAACCAGUGGUCACAGAAAAUAUAUAUACUCUUGCCAUUCUUGUUCUAGUUCACCUGCGCUCCCCUCUUUCUCUGUGCUCCCCUCUUCUAUUUUACAUUCAAUCUAUUUGCCAUAUUUAUAUUCUGUGUUUCACAUCUGUAAAUACACAUUCUAUGAUCUGAAACGGAGCUGCUUCUCUAUCAGACACUCUUACACUGAGACGGAACAACGGAGGACAGAGAAAAGGAGGAGAUAGAAAGAGAGAAUGAUGAGAGCAGUCUGAGUUUGUUUAGUUCAUCUUCCUCCUGUAGAAAUUUCAUUAAAAAAAUGUGACAUGCUUCUUCAUGUUAAAGACUGCGAGAGAGGGAGAAGUGAUGGAGAGAUAGACGUUUGGGUUGGUUAAUUGUCAGGCUUCCUCCUACACCACCUCUUCUCUCAUCUCUUCCCCCCUUCCAUUAGUUGACCUGCUCCUCAACAUUUGCAUAGUGACACAUAUUCCACUUGUCGUCAUCACUUUUGACUUCUAAACUAAGGCAAUACACAGGUGUGGUCUGACUGAACAAAUGCGUGGUUGGAAAGAUUUAACUUUCCAAAAUGAGACCCACCAUGUUAUAGUCAGUUAAUACCUUAAACUGGGGGUGGGGGUGUAAAUGUACUCGAAAUAGCUUUAGAUGGCCAGGUGGAAUGACCACAUUAUGAAUCUCAACCGUUAAGUUUAAUCACAUUUAGUCUUCUAGGAUACUGUGUCUGACACUACUUGCAAAGGUAGUAGAAAGUUGAGGAGGGUGUCUGUGUUUACUGAACCAAUGAUGAUAGACUACUGAUGUGGGUUAUAUGUAAUAAAGGGUAAUAGAAAUGAGCCUACUCCAUCCACUAAUCCCAUACCUCUUCAGUCAUCAUAGAUCUGAAAUGACUGGUUAAAUAUAAGUGUGACCGACUGGUGUUUGAACCUGGGUCGGCAGCCAUCUUGCUUUCUCCUAUCUAGUCCUGUCAGAUCUUUGAACACUGCAGGGGUAUAAGUUAGAGGAAAAUGGGGUUGUUUCCAAGAAACCGUAGGGUAAAUAUGAUAAAGCAUUUGAUUAUGAUAUCUAACGGAUCAUUUAGAGAUAGACCACCAUCAUGUUCAUAAUAUAAGGCUUUCUACAGAGUAGAGAAAAUGGUUUCUACAAUAUGUUUUUAUCAUGUUUUUGUUGUUGUAUCAGACUUUGAACGUGUGCAAGAAUGAAAGUGUGCAUGUGUGACUUGUCUUCCCUGCUAACAGUACAGAAUUAAACUGCCACUGUUAGGUGUGUGUGUGUGUGUGUGUGUGUGUGUGUGUGUGUGUGUGUGUGUGUGUGUGUGUGUGUGUGUGUGUGUGUGUGUGUGUGUGUGUGUGUGUGUGUGUGUGUGUGUGUGUGUGUGUGUGUGUGUGUGUGUGUGUGUGUUUUCACCUCUUCUGAAUCACUGGAAUCAAUAACCCGCCCCCCAGACUGGUACUCCAGUCAACUAUGUGUUGUUGAAGCGUAACUGUCCUUGUACAGAGACAUGAUUAUGAUUACAUAGACGUCCUCCUCUGCUUUACUUCUCACUCUGUGUCUGGAUGUCUGUGUCUGACAUGUAAAGUACACGGCAGCCCUAUCUCACACUGUUGGCCACAUGGUUUCCCCCUGCCCCUUUGUCCCCCAUGUUCAGCUCCAUAACACACACACACACACACACACACACACAAAGAAACAAGCACCUGUGUGACAUACUAAAUAUUGGGAUGAUGUCCUGCUCUGCUGAGCGUCCAUAUGAUUUCCUUGUUUGAGAGCUAAUCUCAGUUGUGAUUUUCAUGUUCUUUUCUUGAAUUAGAACCAAUGUCAAUACUGCUGUACGUAGAUCUGGAGUCAUAGAGGGCUCUGUCUUUGGCUCCAUGGGAAUAGCUGUGUGGUCGGCUGUGUAUGGUAAACUACCCAAGGUGCUUCACCUCCAUGAUCUGUGUUUUUGUGACAAAGUGCUUGAAGUGGAAUGAAAUAGGUACCAGUACUUAUUUAAAUUCUACAGUACAGGUAAUCUCGACACCCAGAACCAAAUCUCAGCUGUGAAGGUUGUCACAAGAGACUAUAGUACACGGGUCCAUAUUUUAGAGCCAAUAUUCUGUAAGAGGUGCCAGUAUUCAAGCAGUAGCAUAUCAGAGGAGGCUGUUCUUUGUACCGAUCAGGACCGGCCCACUGGUCUGAGAGCACUUCUCUAGCGUUCUUUUCUGUCUGUGCAUGUGGAGGUGUGGGGAGAGAGAAGCAGGGCAGACUGCAGUAGGCCUACUUACAGCUUCUUUAGACUUUGGGCCUCCAACUUUGGCACAUCACAAAUAUGUAUGUUUUAAAUAUAAGUAAGUAGAAUUGGAUUAAACAUUGAUUAUAAGGGAACAAUGUUGGGAUGGUAUCUGUACACUGGAUCCUAGCUUCCUUUAGUGUUUAGCAAUAAAGAGCACUAGCUACUGACUUCUUUAGUCUUCUGCUGUUACUUCUGUGUCACCAUGACAGACACAGAGGUGCAGAGGUAGGUAGGAUGUAUGGGUGAUGAGCAUGGAUACAUGUGAUUAAUGGUGGUGAUUAAUUAAUGUGACUGGAAGCAUUUUGUUUAUGAAUUUUCCAUGUAACCUAUUCACACACCUCAUGUUUCCAAAUGACAACAUGCAUUAAAAAUGUGCUGUUUUUUCUUAAAUAAAAUAAGUUAAACAUGA
This is a messenger RNA of Salvelinus fontinalis (brook trout), 7930 nucleotides long. Its product is annotated as TRAF2 and NCK-interacting protein kinase-like. Gene Ontology annotation, molecular function: protein kinase activity; ATP binding. The transcript is spliced from 34 exons. NCBI's taxonomy places the organism in Eukaryota, Metazoa, Chordata, Actinopteri, Salmoniformes, Salmonidae. The record is from RefSeq and is a predicted model, not a curated record. Bases 380 to 4693 code for a protein of 1437 amino acids. Gene Ontology annotation, biological process: protein phosphorylation.